Molecule: messenger RNA, 1230 nt
Organism: Pichia membranifaciens NRRL Y-2026
Lineage: Eukaryota; Fungi; Ascomycota; Pichiomycetes; Pichiales; Pichiaceae
Exons: 3
Coding region: 1-1230 (409 amino acids)
Biological process (GO): phospholipid catabolic process
Molecular function (GO): hydrolase activity, acting on ester bonds
Source: RefSeq, a predicted model, not a curated record
AUGAAGUACUCCACCGUCUCCCUCAUUGCCUCCGCUCUUUUCACAACUGAAAGAACUUUCAGCUCGUACCUUCCUUCACCAUCCCAGGUCGCCAAGGAUGCUGCCAACGCCAGCACCAUCCAAUGGACCUCCGACGUCAAGGGUAAGGCCUUCGACAGAUUUGUUGUUAUCUGGUUAGAAAACACCGAUUUCGACCAGGCUGCCGAACAACCAGACAUGGCUUGGGUUGCUUCCCAGGGUAUCACCUUGACCAACUACUGGGCUCUCACUCACCCUUCGGAGCCAAACUACAUGGCCUCUAUUGGUGGUGACUACUUCUCCUUGGAUGAUGACAGAUUUAUCAGUUUGCCAAAGAACGUUUCCACGGUUGCUGAAUUGUUGGAUGACAAGGGAGUCUCCUUCGGUACCUACCAAGAACAUCUUCCAUACACCGGUUUCCUCGGUUUCAACUACUCCAACCAGGAAACCUUUGCCAAUGACUACGUCAGAAAGCACAACCCAUUUGCCUUGUACGACUCCUACACCUCUAACUCUACCAGAUUGUCCGUCAUGAAGAACUUCACCGGCUUCGAGAAGGACUUGGCUGACGAGAAGUUGCCACAAUACGUCAUCAUCACUCCAAAUAUGACCAACGAUGCUCACGACACUAACAUCAAGGUUGCAGGUAAGUGGACCAGAGACUUCAUCACCCCAUUGUUGAAGAACGACUACUUCAUGAACAACACCUUGGUGUUGAUCACUUUCGAUGAAAACGAGACCUACGGUGAACAAAACACCGUCUUCUCCAUUUUGUUGGGUGGUGUUAUCCCAGACGACUUAAAGGGUACUACCGACAACACCUUCUACAACCACUACACCCAAAUCGCCUCUGCCGAAGCCAACUGGGACCUUUACCACUUGGGUAGAAACGACGUGACCGCCAACAUCUGGAGCUCUUUGGCCGACGCUGUCGGUGUUACCAACAAGGAAGUUGACACCAGAUUCUUGGUCAACAAUGAAACAUACCACGGUUACUUGUACGACAACAAAAUCGCCCUUCCAGCACCAAACGUCUCUGCAACUAACAUCGUCGGUAACAGCAUCUUGCCAGCCAUCUCCUCUGUGUGGGCUGACGAGUACUCCGCCCAAGUUAAGGCAAACUACUUCACCUCCACCACCACCUUAGUCACUGCUGGAACUUUGACCAACGCUGUCUCCCUCUACGAGGAUACUGCACAGACGUCAAGCUGA